Molecule: messenger RNA, 951 nt
Organism: Pieris macdunnoughi
Lineage: Eukaryota; Metazoa; Arthropoda; Insecta; Lepidoptera; Pieridae
Source: the annotation of a GenBank genome assembly
AUGCUUGUCGCACAGUUUAAUUCACGAUCUUGGCAUAAAGACAGUCGUCAAGCGAAGCCCUACUGCCAGUGCUGGAAUAAGAAAUCACCAUUAUCGUGGACUCAGUUAGGUGCUUGUCUAUGUGGAGAGGAAAAUGAUGUGUGUGAAUGGAAAUGGGAACAGCCAAUAGAAACUGGAAGUAGUUGGGUUGUGUUAAGUGAGGAUAAGAAGCAGGUGACAUUCCAUCCCUUCUACAGUUCCGGCACUGCUGCAGCUAAGGGUGAUACACCUUUGUUACAUAACCAGCACUAUUACUGGGAAAUCAAAAUACUAACUGACACAUAUGGCACAGAUAUUAUGGUUGGAGUCGGUACAAAUAAAGUCAACCCAACAAAUGUUCAAUUUCAAUUCACAUCUCUAUUGGGACAAGAUUCAGAGUCGUAUGGUCUAUCAUACACCGGAGCUAUUAGACAUAAUGCAAUGAUCUCGAAGGAUUCAGUUGGAUUCUGUAAAGGCAGUAUUGUUGGAGUUCGAGUUGAUAUGUGGAGAGGAACAUUAGAAUUUUAUUUGAAUAGGAAAGCACAGGGAAUUUCAUUUUACAAUCUGCGCCGUCACCAAGCGCUCUAUCCAAUAAUCUGUUCCACCGCUGCACAAUCGUCCAUGCGCUUGAUAUAUGCAGCGUCAUGGCGCGCUUCAUUGCUCGUAGACUCGGCUAAGAUUCUUGCAGCAUCAAUAAAACGGGAAACGAUACCACCUGGAUUACGAUAUAUGGUCGGAUCACAGUUCUGGUUGACCCUGCCUACGGGCGAUGGUUCUGAUGUAAGUGACGAUGAAGAGCAGUCAAGCCCCGUUGAGAAGGGACAAGUGAAGUGGGAGCCAAAUGUGUUGGACGACAUUUUGCCGAGUCCUUAUGUGAACGGUUUUUACGUAGACAAUGUGGAGAGGAAUUACCGCGUCGUCGUUUGGGAAUGA